This is a messenger RNA of Rhincodon typus (whale shark), 1653 nucleotides long. RefSeq names its product intercellular adhesion molecule 2. The record is from RefSeq and is a predicted model, not a curated record. Gene Ontology annotation, biological process: cell-cell adhesion. Gene Ontology annotation, cellular component: membrane. Bases 327 to 1283 code for a protein of 318 amino acids. The transcript is spliced from 4 exons. Gene Ontology annotation, molecular function: integrin binding. NCBI's taxonomy places the organism in Eukaryota, Metazoa, Chordata, Chondrichthyes, Orectolobiformes, Rhincodontidae.
CUUGGAGUUAUGGUCGAGACAGUUUUAAUGAUUAUCCGCUUCCAGAGAAAUAGGUUGACGUCAGGAAUCCUGACGUGAGUUUACCAAACUUGCUCCCUGUGGAAAAAAAAGGAGGAAACGCUAUUAGAAAGUAGAUGAAAACACAUCAAAACAAAGCAAUGUGUUGGUGGAUAAAAGGCGAAGCUGCCGUGUUGCCCCUAUCGCAUUAAUUGCUCCAGGCUGCUACACACAGAACACACACACACGAGGCAGCUCCGGUUGUGACAACUUCAACAGUGUCCCCCACCAGAUUUCUCCCAGAACUGGCUGCUCGGGACCACUUAGUGAUGGAUUUCAAACUGUCUCCGCGCUGUGCAGCAGGAUCUCUUUUAAUCCUUGUUUUCACUGGGGCAGUGGAAAAAAUGACUGAAUUGGAGAUACAGAUCAAUGCAAACCCCCCGGCUGUGGCGUUUGGAGACUCUUUGGUGGUGAACUGCAGUACACCAUGUGCAGCACCUCACAUAGUAAUUGAAGGAUCAAGAAAUAAUCCAAAAAUAGAAAGUGAUCAGUGGGUCUGGAUUAAUUUCACAAGUAUCCAGUCGUGGUCUUUCUCAGUAAUAUGUUACAUAGAAUGCUCAUCACAGCAUGACAGAAUAUCAGAACAGAUAACUGUAUACGAUCGAGAGAUAAACAUUACAUUGCUCCCUGAAGUGCUGGAGGUUAACAGAAGAUAUAGUCUGGAGUGCAUUGGACCAAGAGUCUAUCCAAACAACAAACUCAUUCUCACAUGGAUGAGAGGGAGUGAGAUUGUUCAGAGAAGUUCUACAGAAGAACCAGGUCUUCCGGAUGAAGAUAACAGGUUGAGAAAUGUCUUCAAUUUCACCGCAAGUCUGUCAGAUGAUGGACAGGAGUACACCUGCUUGGCUGAAGUGGACUUGGGCUCUAACACCACAAUGUCAAUUACAAACUCCUCUGUCACUCUGCAAACCUACUAUAAACCAAUAAUUACAGCUCUAUUAGCAAAUAACAAAAGUAUCACCGAGUCUCCAGUCUAUUUCAGCCAAGGUGACACUAUUAUAUUACAAUGUGACAGCCAAGGAAAUCCACAGCCAACAGUGAAAUGGGAAAAGCCCAAACAAAGCAAUAUUGUGAUUAAUCCUCCAGGAGUCCUCCGUAUUUCUGAUGCUACAAUCAAAAAUACUGGAGUAUAUAAAUGUUCAGCUGUUAAUCAACUUGGAGCUGAAGAGAAGAUCAUGGACGUCAGAAUCCAAAGUGAGUCAAUAAUCUCAAAGAUAAUUCAUUAAAUUAUUUAACUUCACUGUAAAACCCAUGGUGUAAAUCUCUACUUCAGAGAAAAAAAACCUGACGUUUUGGCCUCUCUAACACCAGAGAUGAAAGAUCAGACAAAACCUUUUCUCAGGUCACUUUUGUUUCAUUCCAACUACCAACAUAUUCAAAAGUUCAUCCUCUCACAACUCCACUUACACAGUAGGGAAGAAAAAGUCCAUGUACUGCUAGGAAGAAAUGAAUAGUUGCAGGCCUUUGUGGGAACGUUUGGAAAAGUGGCUGGAAGCUUGAUCAUAGAGAGGACUUUCGUAGACAGACUGAGAGAUUUCAGGAAGUGAGAGAAAGUGAAAGAAUUCCUAACCAAGUACAAACAGACCACGAUAUUAC